AUGGGCGUUGAUUCCAACAGCUCGAAAAACCCUCCAGACCAGGCAGAGGCCGAAACGGCGCCGCCUCCAGCUUAUACUCCAUGGGCGACAGACUCGGUGGAUCAGCCCACUCAACAAGACUCGGCCCGAUCGAUACCCCAGCCGGCAGAGUACAUGCGGCAGAAUUGCGCUCAGCCUGUGCAGUACCAAAAUCAGCCAUCACAUCCACCAGGACCACCACCACAAUGGAAUAGGUCUACGCAGUAUACACCAUCCAGCACCUACCAGGAUAAUUACCAGAAUAGGUACCAAAGCCAAUACCAGAACGGACAAUAUCAGAGGUACCAGGACCAGUAUCAGAACAGACAGUACCAGAACUACCAGGACCAAUAUCAAAAUGGGCAAUACCAGCAGUACCAGCAGAACUACCAAGACUUCCCAUAUCAACAAUACAUCCCCCCAGCCCGCCCCCAGCAACAAAGCCAGUAUUACUCGCAACCGCAGCCGCCACUCCAACGACCACUUCAGCAGGGACUGAAACCAUGUGUUAUUCCUCAGAUAACAAAAGUAUUCGGUGGAUCCUACAUGAGUCCCUUCGUCCGCGUCCGCGUUCCAGAACUAGAGCAACAAACCGCUCUAACACCAUCUGACCUCACAACCUUCAUCGACGGCCUCAACGAAGCAUUCCUCGGAAACCCAGCCCUCCAAGCCACAAAUGCCGUUGGAAGUAUCAUCGGCCUCGUCCCCCUGGGAACAGCCCAGAUAGUCGGCGCAGGACUCAACGCUGGUGCCGGGCUUGCGACAGCCGGAGUAUCCAUCGCACGCACAAAAAGCUACAUGAAGACAGCCAACGAGACAAUCUUCAAACCCAAGGGUCUCCAUGUGCAAAUUAGCAAGACAGACAAGAUGCUCUCGCAGAUUGGCAUGCCGAAUGACGGCGCGGUCUUCGCGCGUCAUCAAUACCGCCGCAUUAUGGAUGCGCCGGCAGAUGAGAAUCCUAUUACGCAGCGCAUGAGUGUGCUCGGGGAUCGGGUUAUGCGUCUUUCGUUCGAGGGCGUAAAUGCGCCCGUGUCACCGGAUAACUGGAUGAAGAAGGUUGGGUCAUUUUCAGCGCAACGGGCGGAGCAGAAACAACUACGGAAGUUGGGGAAGAAGCAGGCUAAGGCGGAGAAGAGAUGUUGUAAGUCUGAUCGGAAGAAGGGCAAAUUUGAGAGGAAGCAAGAGGAAAUUGAGGAGGAGAUUGAUGAUUUGAAAGGCGAGAUUGAUGAUGUUAUGGUUCAAAUUCAAAGUUUGGGUCCUGAACAGCAGGGGAAUGAGAAGAUGCGCAGGGAGCUGAAGAAGGAUUUGAGGGAUCUGAAGAAGGAUCUGCGGGAUGCGGAGGAGAAGUAUGAGGAUUUGAUGGAGAAGGUUGAUAGAAGGGAUCGGAGGGAUGAAAAGCAUGGCCGAAGACAGAUGAAAGAGGCGCAGAAGGUGAACAAGAUGUUGUGGAUUGUUAUUUUGCCUGAUGUGGGGAGCUAUGCUGGUGAUGAUGAUUGGGAUUCUGAUUCCGAUGAUCCACGAAGCAUGAAAAAAGAGUGA
Messenger RNA from Penicillium longicatenatum, 1557 nucleotides. RefSeq lists its product as uncharacterized. Lineage: Eukaryota; Fungi; Ascomycota; Eurotiomycetes; Eurotiales; Aspergillaceae. The record is from RefSeq and is a predicted model, not a curated record. The transcript is spliced from 2 exons. The coding region runs from base 1 to 1557 and encodes 518 amino acids.